This is a messenger RNA of Styela clava, 1053 nucleotides long. RefSeq lists its product as uncharacterized. The record is from RefSeq and is a predicted model, not a curated record. Lineage: Eukaryota; Metazoa; Chordata; Ascidiacea; Stolidobranchia; Styelidae.
AAUGUUUAUGAUUAACUUGUUCAUCUUUGUUUUUGUGGGGAAUCCAGAAACAAUUUUAGCAAAAAAUGCUGCUGUAGUUCGAAUUGAUAAAAGGAAAAAAUUAUCGAAUAAAUUAUUUGAAACCGAGUUAAGAAUCGAGUAUUAAAUUAGCUACCAGGAAUUAUUCUGAAAGAGCUGACUUUUGCGAUCUUAGUUCUCCCGCGUCGGUCAUACACUUCAAAAUAAAACGCGAAGCGACACUUUUUUUUAUAGCGAACAAUAAACUUGUUACUCCAAUUACGGAAAUUUGCGAUUGUGCAAGAUAUCCGUUGGACUCCAACGCGUACAAUAGCAUUUGCUUGAUAACGUGCAAAAUAUUACGAUAAAACCAAUCAAAUUUGUAUAUUCUAGGAAGGAACUAAAAAUAAGCUACUAACUUAGUUUGUUGAAGUUUACGUUACUCUGAAAGAGUUUGAAAGCAGGGUGCUAUAAUGAAGUCCAUGCUUUUGAUGUUCUUUACGUAUAUUGUAUUGGGGAAUUGCCUAAAAUGUGGAAAUUCUCCGAAAAAAGACAUCGAUUGGAACAGGGUUCGACCGGGAAAAUGGUACGAUGUCGUAGAUAUCCCCCAUACGGACUAUCCUCUUGGUUGCUGGGAGGCAAAAGAAGUUGUUCCUACUGCAGUUGGGGUUUUAUUUCGUUAUUACAACUAUGUGGGAGGUGAGACACCUGUAUUUUUAACAGAACAGAACUUCAUCCGUCAGAAGCGCGGUGUUUAUCGCAUAUCUGGAGAGUCUAAUGAUUUUGCUGCCAACGACUGGACGUUUUUCACUGAUUAUGAAACCUACCUGAUAACAAUCACUUGCCACAACGGAGGUUGGGAAGCAUUUGUCAUGUUCAGUACACCACAAAUAACAGUUGCUCAAUUACAAAAUGUUUCAAAAGUUCUUGUUGAUCAUGGAUGGAUUUCACCAGUUAUGUCAUUGAAAAAUGAAUGUCUGAAUAAGGGUCAACAGGAUUUUGAUGCAUCUGCUACAGUUUUAAAAUAAAAAUAAAAUAAAUCUCUAAGAUUCCUGA